CCCGGGGGGCGGGGCAGUAGAGCGGGUUGCCGGGAAGGCGGAAGUGCGGGGACUUCCGGUCGGCGUGAGCAGCGUGCCGUGUCUGAGUUUCUGGGUGUCCUGAGCUUUCCAGGUAAAAUAUGGCUAAAAGUUUACGGAGUAAGUGGAAAAGGAAGAUGCGUGCUGAAAAGAGAAAAAAGAAUGCCCCAAAGGAGCUCAGCAGACUUAAAAGUAUUCUUAAAGUAGAUGGUGAUGUUUUAAUGAAAGACGUUCAAGAGAUAGCAACUGUGGUGGAACCCAAACAUUGUCAAGAGAAAACGCAAUGUGUGGUGAAAGAUGAAACAGAUGACAUGAAAAUGGAGACUGAUAUUAAGAGAAACAAAAAGACUCUUCUAGACCAGCAUGGGCAGUACCCCGUAUGGAUGAACCAGAGGCAAAGAAAAAGGCUGAAAGCAAAGCGAGAGAAAAAGAAAGGAAAAAGCAAAGCAAAAGCUAUCAAGGCAGCGAAGGGUUUGGCCUGGUAGACCCUUAAAAACUUGAAAAAUGCCACAUGGGACAGGUCUUUGAUUAGAAUGUAUACAUUGAUUUCAGCUUCCACCAAAUGGAAACUUUGUUUCCAUUUUUUAACUUGGCCUUUUUCUUCAAUUCAAGCCCAAGGUAACUCCUCAAAUUUGUCUUGGUAACUUGAAUAAAAUAUUUUCUUUGAUGAAUGAAAGCUACACUGAUAUUUUAAUUGAAUGCUAUCCAAUAUGCAGGGAUUAUCAGACAUCAGAAUCCUCUCGAGUAUUAAUGCGGUUGUAAUCAUUCAGUCUUAGGAAAGAUGAAACAUAAUAUUAUACUGACAAAUUUGAGCUAACUCAGAUUUAAAGUAAAUUAUAUAUCAUGUGAAAAUAUGUCAGUGGAUCGUAUAAGCAGUACUUGUUUGGAGUUUUGAUUUUGUGUAAU
Messenger RNA from Balaenoptera ricei (Rice's whale), 924 nucleotides. It is a transcript of the gene LLPH, whose product is annotated as LLP homolog, long-term synaptic facilitation factor. Gene Ontology annotation, molecular function: RNA binding. Gene Ontology annotation, biological process: dendrite extension. The transcript is spliced from 3 exons. Gene Ontology annotation, cellular component: nucleolus. The record is from RefSeq and is a predicted model, not a curated record. NCBI's taxonomy places the organism in Eukaryota, Metazoa, Chordata, Mammalia, Artiodactyla, Balaenopteridae. Bases 120 to 503 code for a protein of 127 amino acids.